AGCUUGUUAAAAGAACAAAACAGCCGCUAAGUAGCAAUUGGUUGACGUAAAAGUAAACUGAACACACACUUUACGGCUUCAUUUUUCUUCGUCGUCUGCUCGAGAGCGCCGUUGUCUGUCGCCAUCUUGAGUUUGGGAGCGGUACUGUCCGCAUUCGUCCUUUUUAAGUCAAAACAGCAUGGAAAGGUAUUGCACUGAACCCGGAUGAAGAAAAUAAAACCACAGAAGAAGAGUCGUUGAACGUCUCGUGCACACGUCACCACUGCAACGUCACCCAUUGCGGAAGUCAACACGGAACGGACGAUGCAGGGCAGCGAAGUACCCGUGAAUUCAUCACUGAAAGACGAGUUGUACGUUGAUUUCCUGUCAGAGGGGUUUGAUGUGAAGGCAUACACUGCUCAGGCUAUUCACCAUGCUGUCAUUGCGGAGCAGCUUGCCAAGCUGGCACAAGGAAUCAGUCAGCUGGAUAAAGAGCUGCACAGCCAGGUGGUUGCCAGACAUGAGGACUUAUUAGCCCAGGCAACUGGUAUAGAGUCUCUAGAAGGGGUUCUCCAGAUGAUGCAGACAAGGAUCAGUGCUCUUCAGGCGACCGUUGACAGGAUACGGACAAAAAUUGUGGAUCCAUACAACAGGAUUGUCGCCAGGAUCACUCAGCUGGGCAGAUUACAGGUGGCCUGUGACCUUCUCCGGAGGAUUAUUCGUAUUUUACACCUAAGCAAGAGGCUUCAGGUUCAGCUUCAGGGUGGCAGUCGGGAGAUAACCAAAGCUGCACACAGCCUCAAUGAGCUAGAUUAUUUGUCUCAAGGAGUCAAUUUGAACGGCAUUGAGGUGAUAGAGAAUGACCUGCUACUGAUCAGUCGAGCGAGGCUGGAGGUGGAGAACCAGGCUAAACGAUUAUUGGAACAGGGAACAGAAAUUCAGAAUCCGACCCAGGUUGGUACCGCCUUGCAAGUCUUCUACAACCUUGGCAACCUCAGAGAGACCAUCGCCUCCGUUUUGGCGGCCUACCAGACCACCAUACAGGAGAGCAUCAUCGGCGCCCUGGACAUCAAGAGCCUGACACAGCCAGCCAACCCCAGAGGUGCCCCAGGAAGAGCGGUGCUCCCAACACCGGGAAGCACGGCAGUUUUUCGCGCCGCUCUUUGGACAAACUUGGAGAAACUCAUGGACCAGAUAUGUUCUGCAUGCAAAAAAGUGCAGCAUCUUCAGAAGGUCCUGAUGAAGAAGCGAGACCCUGUCACUCACAGGUGCUUCAUUGAUGAGAUCAUUAAGGAUGGUGACCCCGAUAUCCUGUAUACCUUUUGGACUGAUAUUACUACCAAUCUGGGAGAAGAGUUUCACAAAGCAACUGAAGCAUCAUCUUUCCUGAAGCAAGCGUUUGAAGGAGAAUAUCCCAAACUGUUGCGACUGUACAACGAACUCUGGCGUCGCCUCCAGCAGUAUAGUGCCAGCCUGCAUAGCGCACUUAUGAACAGCGGGGGGGUGGAUGCCACUCUGGAGCCAGAAACGGACAACCUCGAUCUCUUCUCUCAAAGCAAACAGGACUACAACCCAGAGAGGGCUCUCAAGGACUCUCUGCGUCCAUAUGAAGCAGCUUACCUUUCCAAGUCCCUGUCUCGCCUGUUCGAUCCCAUCAACCUGGUGUUCCCGAUGGGGGGACGCAACCCGCCCUCCAAUGAUGAGCUGGAAAGCAUCAUCAGGACCAUCAGCAGUGAGCUGAACGUGGCAUCCAUCGAUUCAGAUCUCUACCUUGCUGUUGCCAAGAACGCCGCCAAGACCGUACAGCUCUUCUGUGUCAAGUCUGAACAGCUGUUGGUUACCCAGGGUGAUGCGAGUCAGGUGAUUGGCCCAUUAACUGAAGGCCAGAGGAGGAACAUCGGCGUGGUCAACUCCCUCUACCGUCUGCAUCAGGCUGUUGCCAGGAUUAUUUCUAGUUUGGGUCCAACCCCGACCGCUCCUGCAGAGGCUCUCUCUUUUUCUUUGGAGGAAGGGCAGGCCCUGAUGAGCAGCGCAGUGCAGCCCCUCCUGCAGUCAGUGAGCGACUCAAUAGAGGCCAUCAUAAUCACGCUGCACCAGGAGGACUUCUCAGGCGGUCUGGACAACCCCGGGAAGCCUGACGCUGUCUGCUCGCUCUACAUGAAGGAGCUGCAGGGUUUCAUUUCCAGAGUGAUGAGCGACUACUUCAGACACUUCGAGUGCACGGACUUCAUCUAUGAAAGCACGGAGGCCAUUGCUCAGCGAGCCAUCCAGUUAUUCAUACGACAUGCCAGCCUGCUGCGCCCCCUGGGGGAGGGCGGAAAGAUGCAGUUAGCGACCGACUGUGCACAGAUGGAGCUGGCCGUGGCGCCGUUAUGCAGAAGAGUAUCCGAUUUGGGCAAACCUUACAGAAUGCUUCGCUCCUUUCGGCCACUUCUGUUUCAGACCAGCAAUCUGAUCAUCAGCAGCCCAGCUGUGGGCGAGCUCAUUCCUUACAGCACCGUCCUUCACUUCCUGUUCGCCAGGGCCCCAUCCGAGCUCAAGUCCCCUUACCAGAGAGCGGAGUGGUCCAUCACGCGGUACUCCCAGUGGAUGGAUGCUCAUCCCUCAGAGAAAGACCGACUCACACUCAUCAGGGGCACCUUGGAGGCGUACGUCCAGUCUGUAAGGGCUCGGCAGGGGAAGGAGUUUGCACCCAUCUAUCCCAUAAUGCUCCAGCUGCUGCAGCGAGCCACCAAAGAGUCUUUGGACGUGAAGGCAUCAGGAUGAUGACGCGUGUGUACGGUUUUACCUUAAGUCAGUAAAGAAGUGUCUCUUGAUGGGGGGUUUAUGAAGGUGUGGUACAGAUGUACCAUUCAAAGCAUUAUUCGCGCUACUCAGUGUGGAUGGCGUUAGCUGCAUGUUUUCAUGAAAUAUUACUCAUGCCUGUAUAUGCUCAGUACAACUAAGAAUGACAGUGAAUGGAUGUGUUCUGUGUAGUAAAUUUCUCUAGCAUUUCUGUGCCAUUAGUAACAUACUUCAAUGCUAACAUUUUUUUUGGAGUUCAUCUUUUACAGCUAUUUUAAAUCAACUAUAAGCAGGCGUUUUUAGACUAUUACAAAGCUUUUUCAUACACAGGCGUGGUUUUAAAGCUUUAACGGUAUGCUUUUUUUUCCAGUGACAGUACACAGGUGUUUUAUUUUAAUUAAUGACACUAAUAUACACAGGUGUUUUGUUUUAAUUAAUGACACUAAUAUACACAGGUGUUUUGUUUUAAUUAAUGACACUAAUAUACACAGGUGUUUUUAUUUGAUUGGAUUAAUGACAGUACUAUACACAGAUGCCUUCAAAUAGGCCACUUCCACUGGUUGGGAGGAGGUUCGUCUAUCAGUGGUUCCCAUGGUUUCCAUUCAGACAUCUUUCUUGACAAAGCCAGCUCGCACUCUGCCUGCACACACACAAACACACACACACACACACACACGUUUUCAUUACACACUAGAAAACUGAUAAUUGCAUCAUGAAAUUUUGUAGGGAUGUUCCCAUCAGGGUUUUAUGCCACCAAGUCAUAUCAUCUACGACUGAAAUCAUCCGAAACCGAUUACAUGGAUUCCAUCCGUAUCAUCACUAGGGAUGCUGGAGCCUAUCCCAGCUGUCUUCGAGUGAGAGGUGAGGUACACUCACAUUCAUACCUAUGGACAAUUUGGAGUGGCCAAUUAACCUAGCAUGUUUUUGGAAUGUGGGAGGAAACCCACGCAUGCACAGGGAGAACAUGCAAACUCCACACAGAGAUGGCCGAUAGCUGUGUGGGCUGCGCGCUAACCACUCAUCCACUGUGCAGCCUGACCAAUAUAUGUAUGGAAGAAUUGUCAACAAUA
Molecule: messenger RNA, 3833 nt
Organism: Doryrhamphus excisus (bluestripe pipefish)
Lineage: Eukaryota; Metazoa; Chordata; Actinopteri; Syngnathiformes; Syngnathidae
Source: RefSeq, a predicted model, not a curated record